Messenger RNA from Arvicola amphibius (Eurasian water vole), 1027 nucleotides. It is a transcript of the gene Swsap1, whose product is annotated as SWIM-type zinc finger 7 associated protein 1. Bases 1 to 837 code for a protein of 278 amino acids. The transcript is spliced from 2 exons. Gene Ontology annotation, molecular function: single-stranded DNA binding. Lineage: Eukaryota; Metazoa; Chordata; Mammalia; Rodentia; Cricetidae. Gene Ontology annotation, biological process: double-strand break repair via homologous recombination. Gene Ontology annotation, cellular component: Shu complex. The record is from RefSeq and is a predicted model, not a curated record.
AUGGCGGAGGCGCUGAGGCGGGUGCUGGACGCAGGCAGUGCAGGGAGGCCCGAGGGGAAUGGAGCUAGCGGGCCACCGUUGCUGCUGCUCGGCGCUCCGCGUUCCGCGCAGACGUCGCUGCUGUUUGCAGCCGCCCUUGAGGCGGCAGGGGAAGGCCGCGGGCCUGUCCUCUUCCUGACACGAAGGCCACUUCAGAGCCUGCCGCUCAAUACACCCGCAGCGCGGGAACCCUUGCGGCUCCAGAAGGUUCGAUUCCAGUACCCAUCCUCAGUUCCAGAGCUUCUCCAGCUGCUAGCCUCUGCCCAUGAGGCCCCAGGGCCUGCCCCCUCCCUUCUACUGCUGGACGGCCUGGAAGACUAUCUAGCGGAGGACUCAGGGGCCCAGGAAGCCGCCUACUUGGCUGCAUUGCUUCUGGAUACUGUUGCCUACUUUAGCCACCAUCUUGGAGCCAGUGGCAGCUGCGGGCUUGUGGUGGCCCUUGAGACCCAAAAAGAAGCAGAGGGUGAUGUCCCACAUCUGACAUUGCUUCAACGGUAUUUUCCUGCACAGUGCUGGCUGCAGCCAGAUGCCCUAGGCUUGGGACAGCAGUACUGCCUUCGAGCCAGCCUGGAGUCGGGCCCGCUGAGCCCCAGGAUGGAGUGGUCAGUGACUUUCUUACUCAGUGGAGAGAUGAAGAUCACCCCAUGGCCUACCCAGGCUUCUAAGCCCUGUUCCGAUAGAGAAGGUUCAAGUUCUAGAAGUCAGUCAUUAACUUUGGCAUGUGACAACCUCUCUGGUCCUCAGUGUCCCUUGGAUAGAACACUUACUUCAGGGACAGGUGCAGAGUCAAAGGCCUAAACAGUGUAGGUUUUACAGCAUUGUUGAGAGCCGGUGAGAUGGCUCAGUAGGGAAGGGAGCUUGCCAACUUGCAUGAUGGCCUGACUUUGAUUCCUGGGACCCACAUGGCUGGAAUCUAGCUGACUCCUGCAGGUUGUCUUCUGACCUCCACUUCUGACACACGCCCUCCACACUAAUAAUAAUAAAUAAA